Dendrobium catenatum is the source of this 609-nucleotide messenger RNA. RefSeq lists its product as uncharacterized. The coding region runs from base 1 to 609 and encodes 202 amino acids. NCBI's taxonomy places the organism in Eukaryota, Viridiplantae, Streptophyta, Magnoliopsida, Asparagales, Orchidaceae. The record is from RefSeq and is a predicted model, not a curated record. The transcript has a single exon.
AUGGCACCUUACGAAGCUUUGUAUGGCCGGAAGUGUAGAACUCCUUUGACUCUAACAGAGGUGGGUGAUAGACAAGAAAUGGGUGCAACAUUUGUGGAUGAAACUGUUAAAAAGAUCAAUCUGAUUAAAGAAAGAUUGAAAGCUGCACAAGACAGACAACAUAAGUAUUAUAAUCAGAAGCACAUAUUUGUGGAAUUUCAGGUUGGUGACUUUGUGUAUGUCAAAGUCAGUCUGAUGAAAGGUGUGAGCAGAUUUGGAAGAAUGAGCAAACUUAGUCCAAGGUAUGUCAGACCUUUUGAGAUUAUUGAAAGGAUUGGAAAGUCUGCUUAUAGAUUAUUAUUAUCUGAUCAGCUAUCUGAUGUGCAUAAUGUUUUUCACGUAUCCUCAUUGAAAAAGUGGAUGUCUGAUGCUGAUAAGAAGUUGUCUGCUGAUGAGGUUGAGAUUCAGGAGAAUCUUCGGUACAAAGAAGAACCUGAAAAGAUUUUAGCUUAUGAUGUACGAAAACAGAGAAGUAAACAGAUUCCAAUGGUUAAAGUUCAGUGGAAGCACAGAACAGCUCGGGAAGCAACUUGGGAGAAGGAGUCGGACAUGAGACAGCCCUAUCUGUAA